This is a messenger RNA of Camellia sinensis, 1403 nucleotides long. It is a transcript of the gene DCP2, whose product is annotated as decapping 2. Gene Ontology annotation, molecular function: RNA binding; 5'-(N(7)-methylguanosine 5'-triphospho)-[mRNA] hydrolase activity; manganese ion binding. Lineage: Eukaryota; Viridiplantae; Streptophyta; Magnoliopsida; Ericales; Theaceae. Gene Ontology annotation, cellular component: cytoplasm. The record is from RefSeq and is a predicted model, not a curated record. Gene Ontology annotation, biological process: deadenylation-dependent decapping of nuclear-transcribed mRNA; nuclear-transcribed mRNA catabolic process, nonsense-mediated decay.
CCCUUUGGUCAGCCGUUAAAUCCAUCGACUCGAAGAAGUGGAGCUCUUUCUAGAGCCAGCUCUCGUCUUCUUCUUCUUCUUCUUCUUCAACAGGAUUAGUAUAAAGCAAACUCUUGUACAUCUCCACCAAAAUCAAGGAUUACUUCUUCAGGAUUUUUUUCUUAGGUUUUUAACCAAACAUAGAAACCCUAAUGUCAGGUCUCCAUAGAUCUUCGAGCGCUCCGUUGAAGAACGGUCUUCCUCCUCAAGAACUCCUCGACGAUCUCUGCAGUCGGUUUGUUUUGAAUGUGCCGAAAGAGGAUCAACAAUCAUUUGAGAGGAUUUUAUUUCUUGUGGAGUAUGCACAUUGGUUCUACGAGGACAAUUCAGUGGAAAACAAUCCGUCAUUGAAAUCAUUCACUCUGAAGGAGUUCACUUCUUUAUUGUUUAACAAUUGUGAUGUUUUGAGACCUUACGCUGCACAUAUAGAUGACAUAUUUAAGGACUUCACUUCAUACAAGGUUCGAGUUCCUGUGACUGGGGCCAUAAUUUUGGACGAGUCGUACGAACGGUGCUUAUUAGUGAAGGGAUGGAAGGGAACAAGCUGGAGUUUCCCCCGCGGGAAAAAGAACAAAGAUGAGGAAGACCACACGUGUGCUGUCAGAGAAGUCCUUGAGGAAACUGGUUUUGAUGUUUCAAAAUUCUUAAACAAUGACGAGUACAUCGAGAUGAUAUUUGGACAGCAGAGGGUGCGGCUCUACAUAGUUGCUGGAGUGAAAGAUGAUACAACAUUUGCCCCCCUCACCAAAAAAGAGAUCAGUGAAAUUGCAUGGCAUCGGCUUGAUGAACUUCAACCUGCAAAUAAUGAUGUAAUAUCUCGUGGGAUAACUGGCCUGAAGCUCUACAUGGUUGCUCCUUUCUUGGCAUCUUUGGAAGCAUGGAUUUCAGCACACCAGCCCCCAGUAGCGCCAAAAUCUCAUAUGCGUUUGAAAGGAAUUAGUGUAUGGAAGGCGAAGAACAGUUCCACAGGGAGCAGCUCAAUGGUAACAGAGAUUCAACAAACUAAACCUGUAGUCGAGGCUCCUUCCUCUGACAUGAUGGUUCCAGGAAAAAGCUUCAGAAAUUUCCGGUUCGAUACCAAUUUGAUAUUCCAAGCAAUGGAAACUGCCUUCUCUUCAUGAUAUGCUGAAUUCUUGUUUGUUCUGUAAAGUGUUGUUUAACCAUAUACGGUCCUGAUAGUUUUAGCUGUUGCAUGGUGUCUUCUAGUUCUCGACAGCAUUUAUGACCUCUUCUUCAUGUUAGCUUGGUAGCUUUCUGGCUGUAUAUUUUGUGUUAGAUUACCAGGUUUGCGAUAUAUGUAUAUUCUGUACAGAAAUGCUUGUUGCAAAUACCUAAUCAGUUUUCUUUCUUCUAUUAUUAGUUUA